AUGGCCUCCACCGCCUCCCCUCUGCUGCCCACCACCAAGGUCGCCAGUUCUGAGAACAGCAGCUCUUUCUAUGACUAUGAUUACUACCUGGACCAGGUGACCUUCAUGCUCUGCAGGAAGGACGAGGUGCUGGCCUUUGGCAGGAUCUUCCUGCCAAUCUUCUACAGCCUGAUCUUUGUGCUGGGUUUGGGCGGGAACCUCCUUCUUCUAGUGGUCUUGCUUCGGUAUAUACCUCGCAGGCGGAUGACUGAGGUCUAUCUGCUGAACCUGGCCAUCUCCAACCUCCUGUUUGUGGUGACACUGCCUUUCUGGGGCAUUUCUGUGGCCUGGCAUUGGGUCUUUGGGAGUUUCUUGUGCAAGAUGGUGAGCACCCUCUAUACCAUCAACUUCUACAGUGGCAUCUUCUUCAUUAGCUGCAUGAGCCUGGACAAGUACCUGGAGAUCGUCCACACUCAGCCCCAUCACAGGCUGAGAACCCGGGCGAAAAGCCUGCUCCUGGCUGCCAUAGUAUGGGCUGUGGCCCUGGCUGUCUCCAUCCCUGACAUGGUCUUUGUGCAGACACAUGAAAACCCCACAGGUGUGUGGAACUGCUAUGCAGAUUUUGGGGGUCAUGCGACCAUCUGGAAGCUCUUCCUCCGUUUCCAGCAGAACCUCCUGGGGUUUCUCCUUCCACUCCUUGUCAUGGUCUUUUUCUACUCCCGCAUUGGCUGUGUGCUGGUCAGGCUGAGGCCCCCGGGCCAGGGCCGGGCUCUAAGGAUAGUCGUAGCCCUGGUGGUAGCCUUCUUUGUGCUGUGGUUCCCGUACAACCUCACCUUGUUUCUGCACUCACUGCUGGACCUGCAAGUCUUUGGGGAAUGCAAGGUUACCAAGCACCUGGACUAUGCACUGCAGGUGACAGAGAGCAUCGCCUUCCUUCACUGCUGCUUCACCCCCAUUCUCUAUGCUUUCUCCAGCCGCCACUUCCGCCAGUACCUGAAGGCUUUCCUCGUCACUGUGCUCAGGCGGCCCCAGGCACCUGGCCGUGCACAGGCCCCUCUGUCCAGCAGCUCUGAGAGUAGCAGGCUCACUGCCCAAGAAGAAAUGACUGGCAUGCAUGACCUCAGGGAGAGGCAGGCUGAGCGCUCACCCAACAAGGGUGAUAUGGGGGAAAAUCAAGCCUAA
Molecule: messenger RNA, 1161 nt
Organism: Neomonachus schauinslandi (Hawaiian monk seal)
Lineage: Eukaryota; Metazoa; Chordata; Mammalia; Carnivora; Phocidae
Gene: ACKR2
Product: atypical chemokine receptor 2
Exons: 1
Coding region: 1-1161 (386 amino acids)
Biological process (GO): immune response; chemotaxis; G protein-coupled receptor signaling pathway
Cellular component (GO): membrane
Molecular function (GO): chemokine receptor activity
Source: RefSeq, a predicted model, not a curated record